AUUUCAGGAAGGGAAAAGGAAACUUAACUGGCUUGAACCAGACUUGCCUUAUCCCUUUUUUGGCCACCUUAUCUUUUCACUCACUAACCACAUCCCACCCGGCUGUUCAGCUAGAAGUUAAUGUUUGACGCAAGUGAUUGCCUGUCGGCCAGAGGGAACUUACUCUCGUCACUCAGAAGCUGGCGGGGCAAGUAACAGGGAGUGCCUGGAGAAACCCCGAAGGGCUUAGCCUUCCUUCCAUCAGGGAGAAUUGGUUGCAUCCUGAAGCCUGUGAGGAGGAAUUAGGUACAGGAAAGAAACAAUACUUAGAAGAAAGAAGCAUUUCCUUCGUGGUUCUGUUUUUUCUUCUUUUUAAAGCGAAUAAUGGUUUGUCUCAUCUCUUUCCUGGGUUGACUAAUCCACUAAUGUGACUGGUGUGAGGUGCUGAUUCAGAGAAAAAAAAGUUGUGUUGCCUGUUUGGGUGUAGCUUUGCUCAUGGAGACAGGAAACAGCCAGAAGGAUUGUUCGGAUAUAAUUGAUGAAACCCACAUUAAGGAAUUCGAAGUGGCCCAAUGGAUCAAGAUCACCCUAGCCCUUAUCUACGUCGUCAUCUUUGUGGCAGGUAUUGUGGGCAACAGUGUCACCAUCCAGACGACCAAACUGCUGCAGAAGAAGGGCUACUUGCAGAAAGAGGUCACAGACCACAUGGUGAGCCUGGCAUGCUCGGACCUGCUGGUUCUCUUGCUGGGGAUGCCUGUGGAGUUCUUCAGUAUUAUCUGGACCCCUUUCUCCACCCCUCAAGGCAACCUCGCCUGCAAGCUCUACUGCUUCCUUUUUGAGGCCUGCAGCUAUGCUACGGUGCUGCAUGUGGCCACUCUCAGCUUUGAAAGGUACAUUGCCAUCUGCCACCCUUUCAGGUUUAAAGCUGCUUCUGGGCCCUGCAAAGUGAAGAUCCUCAUUGCCUUUGUCUGGAUUACAUCCAUCCUUGUGGCCUUACCUCUUCUCUUUGCAAUGGGCACAGAGUACCCAUUGGAAGCCAUCCAGGGCCACCGAGGAUUGGUUCCCUGCAGCAAACCCAAACCCCGGCACCAGAUACCUGACGUGGUGCUAAAUGUCACCAUAUGCACCAGCUUGUCGUCUCGAUGGAAGGCCUUCCAGUCUGGUAUCUUCACUGCUUUUAUUGUGUAUGUCGUGGUGUUGGUGUCUGUGGCUUUUAUGUGCCGGAAUAUGAUGAAAGCCCUGAUGAUCCACAAACAAGGCACCUUAGCCGUGAGAGGGGAGAGAGAAAGCCAAAAUCAGUACAUAAGGAAAAAUGAGAAUCCCGAUGGCAGGAGUUCCAGGAAACAAACUAUCCUCUUCCUAGGAUUGAUCGUUGCCUCUCUGGCAAUAUGCUGGCUGCCAAAUCAAGUUCGAAGGAUCAUGGCUGCUGCUAGACCUAAGCAGGACUGGACAGUCCCCUACUUCAGAGCGUACAUCACCCUGCUCCCUAUAGCAGAUACGUUCUUCUACCUCAGCUCCGUCGUGAACCCGCUCCUGUACAAUAUCUCUUCCCAGCAGUUCCGGAAUGUGUUUGUUCAGGUCCUCCGCUGUCGCCUGACACUGGAACACGCCAACAAACAGAAGCUUUUAAGAUCCCAUUUGAAUUCUGCAGCCGAUAGCAGCCGCUCGCGGCGCCCAUUGAUCUUCGCGUCAUCCGCCGCGCGCAAGUCUUCCACCAAGAGCGCUAACAAGGUUUUCUUAAGUACUUUUCAGAGCGAAACCAAGCCUGGCUGCAGUUUGCAGAAAUUGAGUCUUGAAUCACUGGAGCUGAAUGUGAAAAUGAUGCCACUGGAGACUUGCACAGUUCCUAGCCCUGCUACCCAAAAUGGACUUUGUGAACACGAACUGUGAAUCCACAUUUAAAAAAAACAAAGCCGGAUGAUACAGUAUGCUAAAAAUUGGAUAUAUAUUUUUUGAAAUAAAGAAAAAAGCACCACAAAUGGUUUUUUGCAACCUAUUUGGUUGCACCCUUCAAUAGACUACGAUCCCAGUAACAUAAAUGAAUAUGGGUUCUACAUGGGUGACGGCUUUUUUUAAAAGUGCCUACCAGAAAGACAGGGCAACUAGACCUAUUCUGCUGCUAAUGAAGUUGCUGAGGAUUUUUCAAAUCAAACUCUUCUUUUAGCACUUGGAAGCAAACAGCAACAUUACAAUGGAAACCAGCUGUGUCUGGACAAAAUGAAGCCAAAAACAACAAAAAAAUCUUCCAUUAGAGUUCAGCAGUGUACUGGUGUUAAAAAUGCCAAGCUAGAGAGCAGUAUGGUUGUUAAUACACCAGCCCUGGGCAUGGUGCCAGAGUUUCCCCUCUUCUUUGGCCUGGGCCCAUUGCAGAGCGGAGUAUUGCAGCAGCUUAUACAAACAGAGUUUAUCUUCCCUGGAGUACAGAAAGUCUGGUAUCCGGCAGAGGUCAUGAGGCAAGCUGCAGAGGAUGCGCAGGACUUGCGAUACAGGAUCCCUAUGACACAGAACAAAAGUUUAUUUAGCCUCAUAUGAACAAACAUGCUUUCUACUGUAUGUUAGCUCUUUUCUCUAUUUAAACAGACUGCCAAGUUUCCCCGUAAUAGUGGUUCUGAUUCUCAGUGCCAUUUCCAAAGGAUUUUGCCCACCAUCACCUGUUGUGUAUCUCAGCAGGAAAUGCAGGGCUUUAAAUAAAUGGCACUGUUCUUUAAAAAGCUCUCCCACCCCCACACCCCCCUUUUGCUUUCCACAAAGCCUGCAAAUUACAAAAUCAAUACAUUUGGGCCAUACAUAACUUUAUUAAAAGAGAGGUUUUAAAACUUUAAAAGUUGUACCUAUUUAAGAUUUGAGUACUGUACAUGGAAGUUUGAUCACAUUCCAAACAGCAUUAUGGGAGCUUAAGGAGACCCACAAUUGUUUUUUAUGCUUCUGAUUUACAACGUGCUAAAGGAAGUUCUCCUUUUACACACUUUCUGUGGAGAGGAAAUCAGCCCCAAACGAAGAAAAAGCUCAUGGGAGAAUUUGGAAUCUACAGAGCAUACUCACAAACACAAAUAUUAUAAAUAUUCUGUCUUUCCCCAUCCUAGGCUGCUGUAGAAAGUUGGAUAAACAGAAGUCAGAACGAAAUGACUUUCCUUGUAAGAAGCCCUCUAGAGAUUGUUCUGUACCUUUUUUAAUUGAAUGUGUGUACUGUAAUACAUACAUUAAAUAUUUAUUUUAAAUGCUGUGUGUGUGUGUAUGUAGAAUACAACACACAUACACACACCAAAAUUGGUUCAGAGGGAGUUAAGAACAGCACAAAGGAUGGGGGCGUUGUUCCAUCUGGCAAGCUGUUAUGCGGACAGAAUGUUUGCAUUAAAACAGUGUUGAAUUCCACCUGAUCCAUAGAACAUGCCUGCAUGGAAAACCACAUUUUAUGAGCAGGAAAAUGGAACAGAACAGAUGAGUUUUACUAAACUUAGCAAUGACAGUGAGUAAAAGCUGUAAGCGGCACUGCACACACUAAUAAAGAGUGCUGUGUUUAGGUAUUCCCUCACCGUAUUAGAACCCAGGCAGGGUACCCUAAAAUGUUCAUUAUUUUGGAGACAAUUACAUUGGAGAAUAAACAACUUCCAUAGCUUGUGGGAAAUACAGCAUAUGAGAAGCUUGAGUUUAAUGGAAAUGGAGUGGAUCCCCCCAGCCCCCCACACAUAGCAGAUAUUGUAUACUUAUGAUUAACGUUUAUUCACUUGAAUUGGGUAAGUGGACCAGCCUACAGUUAAGUCUCUGGUAUUAUGUUAUAUGGACCAUGUACACAGUGCAAUUAAAUCUAUGAAAUGAGAAGUUGGCCUGCUUUACUAAUGUAAGUCUUGACAGCUGUUUAUGCUUAUUAUAAUUUACUGGUUUCCUUCAUUCAUGUAGCUGCAUUCACCCAACAGUUUUAUUCCAUUUUCCCAAACUGUUAAUUCCCACAUCAUACUUGAGUUUCCACACAACAUAGAAGCCAUUUCCAGAAAACUAAUGGAACACAACACACAUUAAGUGCUCUUUCUAUGUUACUUAAUGGGAGGAAAAUCCAUUUAUAGCCCCCCCAACCUAGAAAAUCAUGGAAGUGACUAAAUUUGGGGAAGUAUACCAACAUAAGGUUCUUUCCUGCUGUUUUCAUGGUUGAAUCAUAGACAAAUAGAAGCCCACAUCUGUGGGAAGGAUGGUGGAGCAGUGAAUGAAUAUUCAAUGACAUUCAUUCAAACCACAACCGGUGUGAAUGAAAUUUAGCAUGACAUACUGGUAUAGAGGUCAAAAAGCCACAGUUCCCUAACAAAACCAGUAUUGCAGUCUGACGUGAACACUGGAAAGCAGGAGAAGCACUAGCAUUAUAAUUGGGAAUUGUAGAGUUGGAAGGGACCCCAAGAAUCUAGCCCAACCUCUUGCAAUGCAGGAAUAUGCAGCUUUCCCAUACGGGGAUCAAACCUGCAACCUUGGCAUUAUCAGCACUAUACUAUAACUACUAAGCUAUCCAGGUUUUAUGCAAUAUUCAUCAUGUAUGAAUACACCAGUAAUCAAGAAAAUACAAGCAUAUAAUCAUGGGGUGGCUUCUACUAUUCUCUUAGUACAGUAAGUAUCUUCUUUCUACCUUUUUCACCCUACUUAGUGGAUAAAGAUUGAGACCACUUCCAGACACAUUUCUAGCAGAAUACUUGCAACAGCCCUCUACACCAGUUACUGACUAUACCAACUUCUGCCUAACUGGGUUGGCUUUGGCAUGGUGUGGAUUGAGAUUAACCCCGCUGUAAAUGGAAGGGCUUCCUCCUUUCAUUCGUGGAAUAGACCAGGAUCCAGUAGGGCUCUAUGUCAGAGGAAAAGAUGCAGCAAUUUUUGCUAACCAUGCCUGUCUCAGCGCUACUCUCCAGAAAUGUUCCAGAGGAUUUCCUAACCCCCCAUAACACCUUUUCAUGAGGCACAGGGGUGUGUGGCAACUGGCAACAAUUGCCUCCCCAACCCUUCUGCAAGAGUGGAACUCUGCUCAUCACAAGUCCAAAUCCAGACAGUGUUAGAAACUCAAGAUAUGUAAGCUAGAUGCCAAAUGGCUCCUUCAACCAAAUUUACACUCGCCAGAAUGUCUAGUUGCCACUUUGGGGCAAAAUGGGUCAAAGUCUUAUUUUUCAAAUGAUGGACCGACUGAUUCUCGGCUAGCUCGGAUGACAAACUUGAGCUAGGUUAAGAACUUUGAGAACUUAAAGAAGAAAAGUGACUUUAUCCAGGGGCAGUCCACAAAUAUAUGGCCUAUAUAUGGCCUGCGAGCAUAGCGGUGGGGUGGGGUAAACAAAGACAAGCUACAACAUUUAACUAUAACGUUACUCACUGUUCCUGCCCAGGCUGCCCAGAAAAAAGCAUUUUGGUUCCUGAACUUCAUUAUGAUUGUUUUCACACACCAAUACCACAUCCUGUAGGAUUUGCACAGUCAACAUCCAAUGCUCUCCAGAUGGCGGAGAUGUCAGGCACUAUGCUAGUGCCCAGGCAUCUUCACUUGGUCGCAGGUGGCCAAUAAGGCAGGUGCAAAAAUGCACUUGGCACGUGGCUAAUUCCAAACACUGAAUCCAGACCAUUGUGAUCAGCAUCCAUGCAGAACAUGAAUUUUACGGGAGAUCACUAUUUCCUGCAUAGUUGCUGGCACAUGGUGAUGGCAGCUGCAGCAGGCACAGCUCUUUACAGCAGGGAAAGAGAACCUGUGACUCCCCAGAUGUCAUUUGGCUCAAAUUGCAGUCACUCCCAGCCAGCCUUGCCAGUUAUCAAGGGCAGGAGCUGUAGCCCAGCUGCCUUUAGCACAUCUGUGAGAAUUGCUGCAGCCAUACUAGCAGAGGGCCUGAGAUGUAAAGGAAUUCAAGACCAAUUAACUGCUCUGCAAGAAUAUCAAAAAAGGGCAUAUCUCCUAAUUGCUUAAAGAGUUCACUAUGGACUACCAGAGCUUGUUACAUAUAGCCUCACUCUGCAGCUAAACUCGCAAAAACAAAAUAACCAAAGGAUCAAAAUGCUGCCACAUAGCUAUGCCUCCUUGUAUGCAACAGAUAAUAAGGGUUUUCAAUUGUAAAAACAAGUCAUGUAUUUAUUUCCUUCACAUUUUGCACAGUAACAGCAGAUGAAAGAGACUCUAUCAGUCCUUGAAAGCUGAAUGCAAACUGAAAAACCUCAGGUGAAAGGUUUCAUAUCUGCCUUUCAGCGGUAACAAUCCUGCAGCUACUUAAAAAUCUGAAUAACACAAAGAGCCAAAUGAGGUAAAGUACUCAUAAAAUGUAGCUCAAUGCCAAGCUUUUCAUUUAGGACAUUGGGAUGAGCUGUAUUUAAUUCUUCUAUUCAAAAGACCUAACGGUGCAACAGCUGAGUGUCCAAUCAAACCUGCAGGAAUUCUUCUUUCAAUGGCAAACACUUUGAAACCAUCAGUUCCAUGCUGGCAUUUCAGACACAUUGAACAACAAAUGCAGCAGUGGUAACUCACUAAUUUGCCAUCUAAUGUCACUUUUAUCAUCCAUUACCAUAAACCGAACAGCCCAUCUAGAAACAACUCGUAGAAACAAAUUAUCACAAGCCAAACCUUUUGCGUUUCACAGGACAAUGAUAUGGCACAUAGUGUCUAUGGUCACGACAACUAACAAAACUUUGCAUUUGCAAUGUCUGGUGGAACAAUUGGCAUCUUCCCACACAAGCUGCAAUCAGGUGCACACUUACCUGGAAGUAAGCCCCACUGAAUUCCGUGGGACUUGCUUCUACAUAAAUGUGAAUAGGAUUGUGCUGGUAUACUAGCUCAACCAGUCAUUAAAUGUGUCUGCUCAUUUAAUUCCUUCCUUGAGAGACUAGGGAGUCUUCAGUGCCUCUGGGUUAGUGCCCUGCUCUUUUUCCCAAUGCUGUUAUUUCUAGAAAAUAAUUCCUAGGAGUGCCUCUGGGCUAAGCAAUACCAUAGUUUAAAAAGGGAGCAAGUUUCUUCAUUUCAUUGCCUCUUUCUCUCUUUUUGUAGCAUAGCACCAAACAACAGGUUGCAGAAACCAGAAUCACAUACAAUUGGAGUUUUCUUGAUUUCUGUCAAGUUAGCACACUGAGUUGGGUCCAUACAAAGUUAGCUGCUCUUGGGACUUAUUGUCAUCAGUAUGAGAAGUUAGUAAUGAUUUAACUUAAAACUCAUAGAUUGCAAUGGAAGCUAAAUGCAACUGACUUAGUUUAGUUCCAAGCCAAGAUUGUUUGCAUCUAAAAAGACAUACUUUGUGCUCCCACCUGAAAUGUCACUAAAAACCCGAAAGCUAGAUGUGGCAGCUCCAAAGUUAUGGAACUUCCUCCCCCAAAGAUGCACCUAACACCUUCAUUAUGCAAUCCACAUCAUAUGCUGCAGGUGCCCUGGAACUUCAUUGCGAAUGGUGGGUAAGAAAUCAAAACUAUAAAAGAGUACCAACCAGUAACUUCUCAUAAAUUACCUGUGUUGUGAAAUAAAUUUUAGCUUAUGCAACUUGGGCCUCACUAGUGAUUGAAUAAUAAUCAGCGUGUGCUAUGUUUCUCCUUAACUACAUUUCUAAAAGAGCAAAAACUCUUUUUACCAAAUGCUGCUAUCCUAAUACUAGGGGAAAGGUAAGGACUGGAUUCCUAACAGGAACUAACCCAUCUUUGUAUUUUUGAUUUGGAAUUAGAUGAACAUCCGUUGGCUUUGAUAGUUUUGCAUUGCUUAUACUACAAACAAGUUUCUACUCAGAAAGGAAUCGGUCACUGUGUAACUAGUCAACUGGAUGUGUUGAAAUGACACACAGACCCAUUUGUAACCAACCGUUGAAUAUAGUCAUGGGAUAUUUUCCCUUAGUUCUGGCCUGGCCAAUCUCCAUCUGUGGCCAAGAAGCAGGUUAGCCAUACAAAGGCCAAGUCACCAAGUAGAUUCUAGUUUCCAAUGUCUACCGGUUUCCUUUAUCCCUCUUGCUCUGUGGUCAUUAUCCUUUUAUUAUCAUGAAGCCAAUUCAUGAAAUGCUCUCUUUCCUCACGAUGUAUUGCACUGGUGACAGCUCAUUUAGGAAUAUAAAACUGGUGGCAGAAUCUUUUGUUGGGAACUUCUGCACCAGGUGAUACCAAAAAGCAACCUGUGUCUUAUUGAGAACUAAUUUGAACCAAAUAAUUAUGCUAUAUAUAGAUAACUGCACCACAUAAUGCGAUAAAACUGUUAGCACAUUUGCAAAGCUAAUGGGUCCAGUAUGGUUUCAAAUUGGAUGGGGACCAUUUGUUGAGAUCCCUGCACUGC
Molecule: messenger RNA, 8221 nt
Organism: Zootoca vivipara (common lizard)
Lineage: Eukaryota; Metazoa; Chordata; Lepidosauria; Squamata; Lacertidae
Gene: GPR39
Product: G protein-coupled receptor 39
Biological process (GO): G protein-coupled receptor signaling pathway
Cellular component (GO): membrane
Molecular function (GO): G protein-coupled receptor activity
Source: RefSeq, a predicted model, not a curated record